Molecule: messenger RNA, 404 nt
Organism: Nymphalis io (European peacock)
Lineage: Eukaryota; Metazoa; Arthropoda; Insecta; Lepidoptera; Nymphalidae
Gene: Mor
Exons: 2
Coding region: 109-312 (67 amino acids)
Biological process (GO): defense response to bacterium
Cellular component (GO): extracellular region
Source: RefSeq, a predicted model, not a curated record
AUAAUGUGAAUAUAUUUCAUUUAAAUAGAGGGAUGUAAUACAAAUACUUCCAUUCACAAAAUACGAGUGGAAGUUACUUGAGUUGCUAAAGAAGGAAUAGUAAUAACAAUGAAGUUUUCAACCAUUUUUGUGAUGUUAAUGGCGGUCGUUGCACUCUUUGCUGGCCAGACUAGCGCCGACCCUAAACUCAACUUUCACGCUAUAAGAAAAGGAAGCCGUAUAAUUAAAGCGGGUCUUGGAUUUGUUGGUGCUGCGGGAACGGCUCAUGAAAUAUAUAACUUCAUCCAAAAUAGAAAAAGAAAGAAUAACUAAUUUUACAUUACAACGAAGAUGAUAUAGGAAUUUUUAAUUAAUGAAAUUUUCUAAAUAUACUAAUAAAUGUCUUAAUUAAGAAAAUUCUCAAA